Molecule: messenger RNA, 867 nt
Organism: Aaosphaeria arxii CBS 175.79
Lineage: Eukaryota; Fungi; Ascomycota; Dothideomycetes; Pleosporales
Exons: 4
Coding region: 1-867 (288 amino acids)
Biological process (GO): peptidyl-lysine dimethylation
Molecular function (GO): protein-lysine N-methyltransferase activity
Source: RefSeq, a predicted model, not a curated record
AUGCUCCUACCAAAUCUCGUAACCCUCCGCUACCCAACUACCGCCGAGCUAGGCCCCGAAGACAUCCUCAGCAACACAUUAAGUUCUCUGUACCCGGACGACCUCGUGAUCCAGCAUGGCGAUGACCAGGACACACUCGUAGUGUAUCACAACAGGGCUCACGGACAUCUCGAGUUCCACACGGCCGAUGUGAAUGGCGAGGAGCAAAGGAGGAAAUUUGCGCAUUACGUUUGGAAUGCGAGUGUGCUGAUGGGGGAGCUUAUUGGUGGGAAGAAGGGGGAGCAGAGGUUAGAGAAGAAUUGGAGAAUUGAUGGAGAGACGGUGCUGGAGCUUGGUGCAGGAGCUGGAUUGGCGGGGAUAGUAAGCUUGCUCUCGGGCGCGAAAGAGGUCACAUUCACAGACUAUCCCGCGCCGCCCAUCAUUGAGACAAUCAGGAAAAACGUCGCGAAGAACGUACCAGAUCAUCUCAAAGCUAACAUCUCGGUCGAAGGACACCAAUGGGGCGAGUUGGACGGACCCUUCGCAAUGGCCAAUGCCCACAAGUACACCCGAAUACUCGCUGCGGAUUGCCUGUGGAUGCCCUGGGAGCAUGAGACUCUGGCUCGCUCGAUGCUACAUUUCCUAUCGGAUUCGCCGGAUGCCAGGAUAUUUUGCAUUGCAGGCUUUCAUACCGGCCGCGCGAAGAUGGCGCCGUUCUACGAAGAAGUCGUCCCCUCUGCUGGCUUGGAGGUGGAGGAAAUCUAUGAGAUGGAUGCCAGGGGAAGGAGGCGGUCGUGGAAGAGGGAGCGUGAUGGUGGGAAUGAGAACGUCGGAGAGCGGAAGAAAUGGCUCUCUGUUGCAAGACUGCGGCGUGCUGUCAGGCAAUAG